Messenger RNA from Drechmeria coniospora, 858 nucleotides. RefSeq lists its product as uncharacterized. The record is from RefSeq and is a predicted model, not a curated record. The coding region runs from base 1 to 858 and encodes 285 amino acids. The transcript is spliced from 4 exons. NCBI's taxonomy places the organism in Eukaryota, Fungi, Ascomycota, Sordariomycetes, Hypocreales, Ophiocordycipitaceae. Gene Ontology annotation, molecular function: oxidoreductase activity, acting on NAD(P)H, oxygen as acceptor. Gene Ontology annotation, cellular component: intracellular anatomical structure.
AUGGAUGCCAACAAGGCCGGCGUCGACGUUCCCGAGGGCGACCGCGUCCUGCCCCUCUUCUCCCUCAAGGGCCGGACAGCCAUCGUGUCCGGUGCCGGUGCCGGCAUUGGCCUCGCCGUCGCUCACGCCUUUGCCGAGGCGGGCGCCAACGUCGCCAUCUGGUACAACAGCAACAAGCAGGCCCUGGACGAGGCCGAGAGGAUUGUGAAGACGUACGGGGUCAAGUGCAAGGCUUACCAGGUCGACGUCAUGUCCGCCGAGGCGGUCGACCAGGCCAUCACCGACAUCGUCGUGGAAUUCAACGGCCGGCUCGACAUCUUCGUCGCCAACUCGGGCAUCGCGUGGGCCGAAGGAUCCUUCGUCGACGGUCCGGCCGACAAGGCGAAAAAGGUCAUGGCCGUCAACGUCGACGGCGUCAUGUGGUGCGCCAAGAGUGCCGGUGCUCACUUCCGCCGGCAGAAGCAGGAGGGCACGACCAUCGACGGCAAGCCUCUCGCGAAUUUUCUCACCGGCUCCUUCAUCGCGACGGCAUCCGUCAGCGGCACCAUCGUCAACCUUCCCCAAAUGCAGGCCGUCUACAACGCUUCCAAGGCGGCCGUCAUCCAGUUUUGCAAGAGUCUGGCGAUCGAGUGGACGGCAUUUGCGCGCGUCAACACCGUCUCGCCCGGGUACAUCCAGACAGACAUGACGAGCUUCGCGCCGCCGGAAAUGAAGAAGGAGUGGAUAGAGAGGAUCCCGAUGAGACGCGAGGGGCGUCCCAACGAGCUCAAAGGUUGCUACCUGUACCUAGCGAGCGAUGCGUCCUCGUACACGUCGGGCUUGGACAUGAUCGUCGACGGCGGCUACUGCCUGCCAUGA